AUGGCCUCGGCUCAGAUUUACCCCCUUCGUCAGCGACGAUUCGCUCCUCUUAACCCGGAGAGAAAGGGGGCAUCGAGUGCCCCGCCGCUGAAGGGGAUCGUUUUCGACGUGGACGGAACGUUAUGUCUUCCUCAGAACCAUAUGUUUGUCAAGAUGCGAGAGUCUCUUGGGAUCCUCCACAAGGAGAUCGACAUCUUGCACCAUAUUAGCAGUCUCCCAACUCCCGAGCAACAGCUCGAAGCCGCAGAUAAGAUCAAGACCAUCGAGCGAGAGGCUAUGCAAACCCAGGAGCCUCAGCCGGGACUAGUAGAGCUCAUGGAUUACCUCCACGAACGGGGAGUCAAGAGGGCGCUUUGUACACGGAAUUUUGAAACACCAGUACGGCAUCUUCUAGAUAAUCAUCUUCCUGCUCACGUGUUUCUUCCAAUCAUUACAAGAGAGACCCCGGGGUUAAUGCCUAAGCCCGAUCCAGCGGGGAUAUUGCAUAUUGCUCAUGAAUGGGGACUGGAUAGUCGAGGAGAGAAUCUAAUCAUGGUUGGUGACAGUAUCGAUGAUAUGACUGCUGGCCACACAGCAGGCGCUGCGACUGUCUUGCUCCUGAACGACCACAACGUUCAUCUCAAGGAGCAUCCCCAUACGGAUCUGUGCAUUGAGCGGUUAGAUGAGCUCAUCGACAUCCUAGAUGGAGGUUUUGUCGGAAACCGUGAUGGUGACAAGGUUCCUACCAGUGACUAG
Aspergillus pseudonomiae is the source of this 735-nucleotide messenger RNA. RefSeq names its product putative haloacid dehalogenase-like hydrolase. NCBI's taxonomy places the organism in Eukaryota, Fungi, Ascomycota, Eurotiomycetes, Eurotiales, Aspergillaceae. The transcript is spliced from 5 exons. Bases 1 to 735 code for a protein of 244 amino acids. The record is from RefSeq and is a predicted model, not a curated record.